AAUUGUGCCAGUCAACGUUCAACCUCCGCGGUUGGAUAGUUGAUGGUGAAGCGCUCGUUUUGAUUCACCGCGCUGCCCGUUGUCUGUCCGCGGUCCGCUCACAUUGAAUAGCAAACCACAUAGCUGGGAUUUAACAGUCUCCUCUAGCUUUGCUGGUAUUGAAUUUAAGCUUCUUUUGUGUCUUAUGGAAACUAGGGGUGUAUCUGAAACCUUUUUUAAGCAUUUGCUGGGCCAUACGAGGAGGCUUGUUAUGGCGUUUCAAAACAAGCGCACCCGCCCUAUUGCGCGUUUUUUUGUCCACAUCUCGCGAUGAUUGCUGAGCGGUGGCGUUGUUCGGGCGAGCCGACGACGAGACCGUAGCUGUCUGGAAAUCUGUCUUGUGGGUUAGACUGAAACGUAUUCUUCAUAUUAGACAUUUUUGUACGUCCGACAAGUUAAUCGUUUCACAUUUUAACACACACCACAGUUAGUUUACCGAAUUAGACUGGAGAAUGGCUGCCGCUGAGGUGAACGGUAGUUCUGCCCCAGCAAAGGAGGAAGAAGAGCCAAUGGAUGUGUCAACAACACACACAGAGAACUACCAGACACUCAUUGAUGCUGGGCUGCCCCAGAAAGUGGCUGAAAGUCUAGACAACAUCUUCCAGACAGGUUUGGUGGCGUAUGUUGACCUGGACGAAAGGGCGAUUGAUGCAUUGAGGGAGUUCAAUGAGGAGGGAGCACUUACUGUGCUGCAGCAAUUCAGAGAGAGCGAUCUGUCCCACGUACAGAAUAAAAGCGCUUUCCUUUGUGGAGUUAUGAAGACCUACAGACAGAGAGAAAAACAAGGAAGUAAGGUACAAGAGUCCACCAAGGGGCCAGAUGAGGCGAAAAUAAAGGCUUUGUUGGAGCGGACAGGAUAUACCCUGGAUGUCACAACAGGGCAGAGAAAAUAUGGAGGUCCCCCACCUGAGGAUGUUUUCAAAGGAACACAACCAGGGAUUGGAACUGAGGUGUUUGUUGGAAAAAUCCCCAGAGAUUUAUAUGAAGAUGAGCUGGUCCCACUGUUUGAGUCUGCUGGUCCAAUCUGGGACCUCAGGUUAAUGAUGGACCCUCUGUCUGGGCAGAACAGAGGCUAUGCCUUCAUCACAUACUGCAAUAAGGACGAUGCACAAAAGGCUGUGAAGCUUUGUGAUAACCAUGAAAUUCGCCCUGGAAAGUACUUGGGAGUGUGUAUAUCUGUUGCAAACAAUCGUCUGUUUGUUGGAUCAAUUCCAAAGAACAAGACAAGGGAAAGUAUAUUGGAAGACUUUGGAAAAGUUACAGAGGGUCUUCAAGAGGUGAUAUUAUACCACCAACCAGAUGACAAGAAGAAGAACCGUGGCUUCUGUUUCCUGGAGUAUGAGGACCACAAGUCCGCAGCACAGGCUCGCCGCCGCCUAAUGAGCGGGAAGGUCAAGGUCUGGGGGAACCCAGUCACUGUGGAGUGGGCUGACCCUGUUGCUGAGCCAGACCCAGAGGUCAUGGCCAAGGUGAAGGUCCUCUUUGUCAGGAAGCUGGCCACAGCGGUGACUGAAGAGCUUCUUGAAAAGACCUUCUCUCAGUUUGGAAAGCUGGAGCGAGUAAAGAAACUUAAAGACUAUGCUUUUGUCCAUUUUGAAGAAAGGGAUGCUGCUGUAAAGGCAAUGGAUGAGAUGAAUGGGAAGGAACUGGGGGGAGAGGAAAUUGAGAUCGUUCUGGCAAAGCCCCCAGACAAGAAGAGAAAAGAGCGCCAAGCAGCUCGGCAGACCACCAGGAAUGCAGGGUAUGAUGACUACUAUUACUACCCACCACCACGCAUGCCACCACCAGGCCGAGGUAGGGGCCGUGGUGGCCGAGGGGGCUAUGCCUACCCACCAGAUUACUAUGGAUAUGAAGACUACUAUGAUGACUACUAUGGCUACGACUAUCAUGACUACCGUGGUGGCUAUGAAGACCCUUACUACGGCUACGAAGAUGUGUACAGCAUGAGGGGCCGUGGUACUCGUCCCAGUAGGGGAGGGCCUCCUCCACCUAGGGCUCGCGGAGCACCACCGGCACGAGGCCGGGGCGGCUACGCCCAAAGAGGCCCACCCCUUGGUGGUCCGAGGGGUGGCCGAGGAGGGCGGGGAGCCCCUUUCCAGCCGCAGAGGGGCCGUGGUCCUCGUGGGGCCAGGGGCAAUCGUGGAGGAAAUGUCGGCGGAAAGAGGAAGGCAGACGUGUUUAACCAGCCUGACUCCAAGCGCCGCCAGACCAACAACCAACAGAACUGGGGGUCCCAACCCAUCGCCCAGCAGCCCCUGCAGCAAGGGGCCGACUAUUCCGGUAACUAUGGUUACAGUAAUGACACCAUGGAGUUUUCACAGGAUUCUUAUGGGCAGCAGUGGAAGUAGAUGCACCAAAAGGUAUUUGGCAAAGUGACAACAAAAAAAGAGAAAAACAAUAAAAAAGAAAAAAACAGGAGAUUGGCCACAAUUUUUGAUUGACUUUUUAUUCUUCAUCCCUCAUGAAAAAAAAGUCUGUAUAUAUCUCAGAAAAAAAUGGACAGACCCCAGAAUUGGCUCGAGAUGAUUGGCUGGAAAGCCUUUUGGCUGAAGAAAUGAACGUAACCGUUGUGGUGAAUCAAUUCUUACUCCUACGGUUACAUUGGGACAUUUGUCUUUAAAAAAAAAAAUACACAAAACACUUUUAUUGUUACUUUUUGUUCCUGAUUCUUUUAAAGCCAACAAUGAACAUUUACAAAAAAAAAGUGGACAUUCAUUCUCAAAAGUCUGAGAGGACAUUAAAUAAUGAUAUUGCCUUGCAGGAAGUUUUUGUCCAUGCCCCUUUCCUCCCUUCUCGUUCUUGUACUCCCUUUAUUUGUGGUUUCUCAUAGUUGCAUAGGGACUUGCUUGUAAAUAAAUGCAUAUGGUUAGAGCUUCAAACUUCAUUUUUUGCAAUGGUGGAGAAAAGAAUCCACAGGAAGAAAGAAAUCAAAGUUUUGUAAUGUUCAAAGUGUAUGCCUAGCAUUUCUAGAGGUAGAUAAAUUGUGUUUUUUUUAAACUGAUACCAUAACUUCCUAUGUUUUCUUUGAACUUGCCCAAUAGAAUUUGGUUUGGCUUACCUUAAGAGCCAUAGCAGUUUGUUCUCUGAUGUUCUUUGUAUUUAUAACUUUUACGUUUGUUCCGUUUCAAUAAAACUCAGCUGAGCAUCA
Molecule: messenger RNA, 3187 nt
Organism: Seriola aureovittata
Lineage: Eukaryota; Metazoa; Chordata; Actinopteri; Carangiformes; Carangidae
Product: heterogeneous nuclear ribonucleoprotein R
Exons: 11
Coding region: 492-2387 (631 amino acids)
Cellular component (GO): ribonucleoprotein complex; nucleus
Molecular function (GO): mRNA binding
Source: RefSeq, a predicted model, not a curated record